UUAUAAGUCAAAUAUAGUACAAUCCAAGCAUUGAAAUCCGACGCGCUCUCUCUCUCUCUGUUUUCCUUUGUCACGAGUUUCUCGCUUCGAGUACCAGUUACAGUUUCCUUUCUGUGCUUUCGAAAACGUAAAAACGGUGCCGUACAUAAGCUCGUGAUUGUUUUCAGAGAGGAAGAUGGCGAUAGAAACCGGCCAGAAGCCACCGUCCGAUGGCAAAGUUUGGGGUUUUUUCAAGCUGCCUUUUAGACAAACCGGGAACAGUAACAGUACGACUUCGUCUUCUGCUUCCUCGGCUUCGAAUCUGCAUACUCAAAGUCAACCUCAUGUGGAACGAUCCAACCAUCACGGCUCAGCGAACUCCGUUUCCUCCGUUGCUAAGUCGCUUUUACCGACUCGUCGCAGGCUCAAGCUUGAUCCGGCUAAUAAGCUCUAUUUCCCAUAUGAACCUGGCAAACAAGUGAGGAGCGCGGUUAGGAUAAAGAACACGAGCAAGUCAUAUACAGCUUUCAAGUUUCAAACCACAGCACCGAAGAGUUGUUUCAUGCGCCCACCGGGUGCUAUUAUUGCUCCUGGCGAGAGCAUCAUUGCGACGGUCUUUAAGUUUGUGGAGCAACCUGAAAAUAAUGAAAAGCCAAUGGAGCAGAAGAGCAGGGUUAAGUUUAAAAUCAUGAGUCUCAAGGUGAAGGGUCCGAUGGACUAUGUUCCCGAGCUGUUUGAUGAGCAAAAGGAUCAAGUGGCAAUAGAGAAAAUAUUACGAGUUGUUUUUCUAGAUCCCAAGCGCCCUUGUCCUGCACUAGAAAAAUUGAAGCGCCAAGUAGCUGAUGCCGAUGCUGCAGUUGAGGCACGCAAAAAGCCUCCAGAGGAUGCAGGACCGAGAAUCAUUGGGGAAGGACUUGUGAUAGAUGAAUGGAAAGAGCGGAGGGAAAGAUACCUUGCUCGACAGCAGGUUGAAGGAGUAGAUUCAGCUUAAAGCGGCAAUUCUUGGUCAGUUGCCUCGUCAUAUGUUUGAAGUUUUUAUAAUUAUCUUGUGCUUAUACCUGUUGAAUCAUUGCAUGUAAUGCAAAGGGUGUGGUCUUGGAAGAAUGAUGAGAAAAAUCCAAAAUCUGUUGUUGUAAAAAAAGUAAAGCUGCAUUUUCCGUAAUCGGAGACUUGAAGCUUGAAACUCAAAACUCAACUAGUUGUUACCAUCUGCGUCAACUGCAUUGUAGAUAAUGUGAUUUUUUCGCCGCCCUAAGGGGAAUAAAACUAUUCUUCAUGGGGGUGUAAUACACUAAAUGGAUCUCAAACUGCGUAGGAGUGUUUCAAUGCAUAUGCAUAUUCAAUAA
Hibiscus syriacus is the source of this 1325-nucleotide messenger RNA. RefSeq names its product vesicle-associated protein 4-2-like. Lineage: Eukaryota; Viridiplantae; Streptophyta; Magnoliopsida; Malvales; Malvaceae. The transcript is spliced from 7 exons. The record is from RefSeq and is a predicted model, not a curated record. Gene Ontology annotation, cellular component: plasma membrane; endoplasmic reticulum membrane. The coding region runs from base 176 to 970 and encodes 264 amino acids. Gene Ontology annotation, biological process: endoplasmic reticulum membrane organization.